This is a messenger RNA of Lotus japonicus, 808 nucleotides long. RefSeq lists its product as uncharacterized. The coding region runs from base 58 to 786 and encodes 242 amino acids. NCBI's taxonomy places the organism in Eukaryota, Viridiplantae, Streptophyta, Magnoliopsida, Fabales, Fabaceae. Gene Ontology annotation, molecular function: nucleic acid binding; zinc ion binding. The transcript has 2 exons. The record is from RefSeq and is a predicted model, not a curated record.
UAAGAAUUUAUACACAUUGUUUACUUUCAUGGAUAAUGGCUGUCCUAAUCCUGCAAUAUGUUGCAAACAGGUGAGGGAUUUGUGGUGGACUUGAGCAAAAGUUCAUGCACAUGCAAUCUGUUUGAUUUGGUUGGCAUACCAUGCAGGCAUGCAGUGGCUGCCAUAGCAUGUAAAAGGAUGAAACCAGAAGAUUUUGUGCAUCCAUACUAUAAGAGAGCUGCAUAUGAAGCUACAUAUGGGCAUGAGAUCACUCCUAUCAAUGGCCAAGAGUUAUGGCAGCCUACAAAUGACCCUGAGAUACUUCCUCCCAUAAAGAAGAGAGGGCCUGGAAGGCCUAAGAAGCUGAGAAGAAGGGACCCCUUUGAAGAUUUAGGUAGCACAAGACUCAGCAGGACUGUUGCUAAACACAAAUGCAGUAGGUGUGGUCAGCAUGGCCAUAAUUCAAGGAGAUGCCCAAAUCCAGUGGAGAUUCAAGAACCAGAAGCAGGACAAGGGUCUGAACCAGGACAAGAUCCAGUUGCAGCAGGACAAGGAUCUCAGCCAGUUGAAACACAAGAGGAUGCAUCUCAGGUCAUCAAUGCCACACAAGAUGCAAAUAUCCAGUUUGAUGAAAUACCUGCCAUGCUAAGGGAACAAUGGGAUCAAGACAUGGCAAGAUUGCACUAUGUUCAUGGAGCAGGGCCAUCUAAUGUUGGUGGUGGAAGUGGAUCUGCUGGUGGAUCUGCUGCUGUUCAAGAGGAGCCAUCUCAAGUUGUGCAGGCACUCCAAUCUCAAGUUGCUAAAUGAGAGGGUUGAAGGUUGUUGUGGU